Messenger RNA from Fraxinus pennsylvanica, 1875 nucleotides. NCBI's taxonomy places the organism in Eukaryota, Viridiplantae, Streptophyta, Magnoliopsida, Lamiales, Oleaceae. The record is from the annotation of a GenBank genome assembly.
AUGUCGACAUCGGCCGGCAGGCGACAACAAGCAAGUCACCACUCCAACUCAGUCACUCGGCGUCAGGCCGCGCGGAAAAUAGAGUUUGAACGAGGUUCAAAUUGUGGGUAUCCAUUAAAUAGUUUUUUAGAGGCCGCCAUUAUUGCUAUUAUCAGUAAAAUGUUGGUUUGGGUGCUGUGGAGAUUGCUUAGUGCCGCACUUGCCGGAAUUCUCCUUUUUACUGGCUUCUGUUUCUCUCAAACAGCAACAAACUACAGUUUCAUGCACCAAGCAACAUCAGCCCCAGCAGUGUCAUAUUUUGACUACAUCAUAAUAGGCGGCGGCACGGCCGGCUGCCCGUUGGCCGCCACUCUAUCCCAGAACGCCACCGUGCUCCUCCUCGAACGUGGUGGCUCUCCCUAUGGCAACCCUAACAUCACCAACCUAGGUGCAUUUGGAAAAGCUCUCGCCGACCUCUCGCAUUCGUCCCCUUCCCAACGCUUCAUCUCGGAGGAUGGGGUGAUAAGUGCCCGUGCACGAGUGCUGGGGGGCGGCAGUUGCCUCAAUGCGGGGUUUUACUCGCGCGCUGCCCCUAGAUAUGUGAAUGAUGCCGGCUGGGAGGGACGGUUGGUGAAUGAGUCUUAUAGGUGGGUCGAAAAGAAGGUGGCGUUUGAGCCACCGAUGAAGCAGUGGCAGAACGCCGUGAAGGAUGGGUUGUUGGAGGUUGGUGUGCAUCCUUACAAUGGUUUUACGUAUGAUCACUUGCCCGGAACUAAGGUUGGUGGCACAAUUUUUGAUGUCAAUGGUCACCGGCACACGGCAGCUGAUCUUCUUCAGUAUGCAAACCCUAGUGGCCUUACUCUGCUAUUACAUGCUUCUGUUCAUAAAAUCUUGUUCAGAGUUAAGGGCAAAAAGAGGCCAAUGGCUCAUGGAGUAGUAUUCAGAGAUGCAUUAGGAAAAAAGCACAGAGCCUACUUGAAGACUGGGUCAAAGAAUGAGGUAAUAUUAUCAGCUGGGGCACUUGGAAGCCCACAAAUGUUAAUGUUGAGUGGGGUAGGCCCAGCAGAUCACUUGAAAGCCCAUAAUAUUAGAGUGAUUUUUGAUCAGCCCCUAGUGGGCCAAGGCAUGUCAGACAACCCAAUGAAUGCCAUUUUUGUACCGUCGCCAAAUCCAGUAGAGGUGUCUCUGAUUCAAGUGGUUGGUAUAACCAACUUUGGAAGCUACAUUGAAGCUGCCAGCGGUGAGAAUUUCGCCGGUGGUGCUGACUUCGGGAUGUUCUCCCCUAAGAUUGGGCAGCUCUCCACUGUUCCACCUAAGCAAAGGACCCCAGAAGCCCUAGCCAAAGCUAUAGAAGCCAUGGAAGCACUUGAACCAGCAGUUUUAAGAGGUGGAUUCAUCUUAGAAAAAAUCAUGGGCCCUAUAUCCACAGGCCAUUUAGAGCUCAGAACCAAAAACCCUAAUGACAAUCCAUCAGUCACAUUCAACUACUUCAAAGAACCAGAAGAUUUACAAAGAUGUGUGAAUGGCCUCAAAAUCAUUGAAAAUUUGAUUGAAUCAAAGGCAUUUACUCAAUUCAGAUAUGAGUAUCUCUCAAUGACUGUUCUUCUCAACAUGACAGCCAAUGCCCCUAUCAACUUACUGCCAAAACACGCUAACGUUUCGACCUCGUUGGAACAGUUCUGUAAGGACACAGUGAUGACAAUUUGGCAUUAUCAUGGGGGCUGUCAAGUUGGAAGAGUUGUUGAUAGGGAUUAUAGGGUUCUUGGAGUGGAUGCUUUGAGGGUUAUUGAUGGAUCCACCUUUCAUUACUCCCCUGGAACUAAUCCUCAAGCCACUGUUAUGAUGCUGGGAAGGUACAUGGGAGUAAAGAUACUCAGGGAGAGAUUUCAAGGCUAA